Molecule: messenger RNA, 1517 nt
Organism: Cynara cardunculus var. scolymus (artichoke)
Lineage: Eukaryota; Viridiplantae; Streptophyta; Magnoliopsida; Asterales; Asteraceae
Product: protein bem46-like
Exons: 9
Coding region: 207-1157 (316 amino acids)
Biological process (GO): proteolysis
Cellular component (GO): membrane
Molecular function (GO): palmitoyl-(protein) hydrolase activity; serine-type peptidase activity
Source: RefSeq, a predicted model, not a curated record
GAAGGCAACAAUACAAAGUGAUCAUACCAAUGGAGCCAUGUUUUCUUAUUUCGCUUUUCCCUUUCCAGCAACGCCUGUACGGAAUAUCGGUUGUGAGGCCAAAAAGCAUGCUCUAUGCAAUCUACCAGUGAUACACCACCAUUGAUCGAGAUUGGAAAUACAGAUACAGACUGGGAGAAAAGAGUGUGUGUGAGUGAGAGUUAACCAUGGUGUCGUAUAUGAGCUUGUUGAUGUAUGGAGUCGGCGGAAUUGUGGUGGCCGGAAUGGCAUUAUUGGUGGUGUUUCAGGAAAAAUUAGUUUACGUGCCGGUUUUGCCUGGUCUCACCAAGUCGUAUCCAAUCACUCCAGCUCGACUCCGCCUGAUUUAUGAAGACGUGUGGCUUACUUCUUCCGAUGGUCUUCGCCUUCACUCCUGGUUCAUCAAGUUCUCACCUGAUUGUACAGGCCCAACUAUUCUAUUCUUCCAAGAAAAUGCUGGAAAUAUUGCACAUCGUCUUGAGAUGGUGCGGAUAAUGUUACAGAAGUUGCAUUGUAACAUUUUCAUGCUUUCCUACAGAGGGUAUGGUGCUAGUGAUGGUUAUCCUUCUCAACAAGGAAUCAUAAGGGAUGCUCAGGCUGCUCUAGAUCAUCUCAGUCAGAGGACAGACAUUGACACUUCUCAGAUAGUAGUCUUUGGAAGAUCUCUUGGUGGAGCAGUUGGUGCUGUGGUUACCAAAAACAAUCCUGAUAAAGUUGCUGCACUAGUACUGGAGAAUACUUUCACAUCGAUCCUAGAUAUGGCUGGAGUUCUACUGCCCUUUUUGAAGUGGUUUAUUGGAGGAAGCAUCUCUAAAGGCCCAAAAAUUCUUAAUUUUGUUGUACGUUCUCCCUGGAAUACCAUUGAUGUAAUCAGCCAGGUUGAACAGCCAAUUCUUUUCCUUUCUGGACAACGAGAUGAAAUGGUUCCUCCAUUUCACAUGCAGAUGCUGUAUGCUAAAGCAGCUGCACAUAACAAACGAUGCAUCUUUGUGGACUUCCCUACUGGCAUGCACAUGGACACAUGGCUGGCUGGUGGAGAUCAUUAUUGGAAAACCGUCCAGACAUUUAUACAACAAAAUGUUAGAGAAAAGAAGGAUGAUGAAUCUCGCCUUAAUACAAGUGAUUCCGACGCUCAGUGACCAACUUCUUUAAAAACGGCAGAUGACAGUGUUAAUCCGACCACCAAUGAGCUCAUAAACAAAUUAGAAUUCUGGUGGUGCAGAGACGUUGCGGUAAGCCGUUAAAUGACUUGGACUCGGCCUUGGAUUAGAAAACAUAUCGAACCCUUUGUGCUGUGUUGUGAAAUGAUCACAAAAUGUGUGAAAUGUUGAAACCUAGAUUUUCAAAUAUAUAUCUUAAAAACCUCUGCUAAUUCGCUGAUGAAGUAAAACUCUUAUACGAAAAAGCCGUUUCUUGUAACUGCUGUUUGACAGAACAUACGGACAUCGUGUUGCCUUGCGUAUUGUUGAUUUUAAUGCCGUAAUCAUUAGAUUUGUUGU